UUUGUCGCGUCUGCACUCGCCAGCAAAGGUUAUCUACAACCUGGCACUCGCAUUGCGUCAUGGGACAAACUCAAGUUCGGUAGAGAAAAGGGCUACCUGGGUGACAAAUGCUUGUUGAAGAACAUUGUGUACGACGACAUAGCGGCAACAGAACCAGGAGAUGAGAAAAUGAAGCCACCACCAGCACCAGAUACAAUUUUCGUAAAGCUCUUUCCAACAGACCUAGUAAUUCCAGCCGCAAGCUGUGCAGCAAUGUGGCAGGUGGAGGUGAAUUUUGUUACGCGUACGCUGAAGAAGUUACCUGGCGCAGGCGGUUUCAGGGUGCCACAGUGGUACUUCGUACAAUGGAGUACUGAUGCUGCUGCUCUCGAGUCGCAGGACAAGAAACAUCAAGCCUGCGAAGCACCGCGCUGCGUGAUUCUCAUGUUAAGGAUUGGGGAUGGGGAGGCAGUCGACUGUCGACAUACGUACAACUUUGUCGGUAUUUCGCAAGCUCCUCAAGCUGAGUGAAGUCAAAAGCUCAAAUACUAGCAAAUUAAGCAUCUAAUGAUCGAAGCAAUGACAGAUCCGGCGAAGCCCUUUGAUAUUUUGACAGGGAUGCCGGUCGAGCAUGCGAUCCGAGCAGCGAAGGAUCUCGCGUCUCUUCACGCACCCUACUGGGGAUGGACUCACGGUCGCUACCGAGCUGAAAAGGGUCAGCAUGGUGCGCUAAAGUUCGAGGGCUACGGUCAUAUCGAAGAUGCAGGAAAGAAACAAGCUAUCCAAGGUCUGUUCAUGUUAUGGAAGCAAUGAACCAGCACUGGCUCUGGCACUCUGAUUCGACGCUCAAGAGUUCUGUAUCAUUUUCCUUAACCAGUAGCUGAUUUGCAUGGAGAUACAUCUGGCGAGGAUAAGCAUAAGCACCCCUUUGCUAGCAUGCCUGCUACAGUGUCGUGUUGAUUAUUUUCGUAGAAAACGAAUAAUUGCGACAUCGAUUACUUUUACUAUUAUGUUGAUUUUGAACCCAUAGUUUCAUAAACUAUGGGAGCGAAAAUGGGUCUCGAGAUUUUCGGUUCUGACGGUCAUCUUUUGAAGGACGAAUCGUUCGAGGAAGAGCGAUUGAAAUUCAAAGGGUAUUUCGAGCUGUGGCAGUAUUGGAGUGCUGAAGUUUGGCCUUUGCUGGAAAGGCGAUGGAAGGCAGUACUUGCACACUGGGAGAGUAUUCCUGCUACUCUGAUUCACGGUGACUGCCAUGUUGAGAAUAUGUUUUGUCUCAAGGAUGGGACCAAUUGCUACAUCGAUUUUCAAGCCGUGAACCUUGGUCCGGGAGUACGAGACCUAGCUUGGCUGUUGACGAGUUCCUUGACAUCCGAAGAUCGGCGUGCGCACGAAAAAACUGUCAUCAAAGCCUAUCAUCAGGCCCUAGUUGAACGCGGAGCUGUACAGAAUGACGAGAGCUCUCGUCCUGAAAAGCCAGUUGAUAUGGAACAGCAACAAGUCGUGAACGUGCAGUCUGGUUCUACUACCACAAACGCAGCGGCAAAGGAGCGGUCAUCUUUGAUAUCGUGCUGUACUGGUGCGACGAAAACAUCAUCGAAAGUGGAUGCGGCGGCGGCAACAAGAGCCACGACUAGUGCUGUACCAGCCGAAGGAAAAUAUUCGCCCGAAAGUUCAAGUGCUCCACCAUCAGACACCAAGGUCUACUCCUACGAACAGUGUUGGGACGAUUAUGUUUUCAUGAAGAUUCAUGGGCUUUGGGCGGGCGCCCUCGGAGGGGGUCUUUUUGCGGGCACAAACUAUCAUGCGAAAACGGGAAUCUUCGCACCGGAACAGGCUGACGACGCCAUCUUAGAACGAGAAAGAAACUCCGUCCUUUUUUCACGGAUAGUUGACGACCUGAGACACAGUGAGUGGCCGGCGAUGCUCGGCAGGUUGCCAGAGGACACUUUGUAGUGAUGUUGCAGGUGUAAGAGGAAAAGGAAAACUAUCUUUAAAUAUACAACAGCAAGUAAUAAUGCCAUCACAAGUAUAACAGCAUCUGCAUCCAACAAGAAAGCAAGGCAUCAUUACCAGCUCUGACUUCAGACGAUGACAAGGAAGUCAGCUCAAGGAGGCACAUAUUUGUGUUCAGCAAUGAAGUUGCCCUGCUAGUAAGGAAAGAAGAGUAAAAGUAAGGCUAAAGAUGAUCGCUUCAUGCUUGUUGAGCUCUGGCCCUCUGUGAAGGCGGGUUUUCGUUUCUUCUAGAAGUUUGAAAAAAGCUGUGCCAAAACUUGAGGCAGAGAAAAGCCAGGCUGUUCGCCCAGGUGCAUGCAAUUGGAC
This is a messenger RNA of Amoebophrya sp. A25, 2298 nucleotides long. The record is from the annotation of a GenBank genome assembly. NCBI's taxonomy places the organism in Eukaryota, Dinophyceae, Syndiniales, Amoebophryaceae.